Molecule: messenger RNA, 413 nt
Organism: Strongylus vulgaris
Lineage: Eukaryota; Metazoa; Nematoda; Chromadorea; Rhabditida; Strongylidae
Source: the annotation of a GenBank genome assembly
AUGGCCCCAGGUGGCAUGGCUGAUAGGAUAGAUGAGUUCCUUGAAGGAACUCAUACCUACGAUCAAAAUAAUACAGUUGUUAUGAAUGAAGAACUGCGAAGCAUUGCAAUUGCACUUGAUCGGGAAGUGCUCAGUCGCUCACGACUCAUUGAUACACUGGGCAGCGAGGAAGUAGGUGAUGAUGAGACUGAUGAGCAUGAAGCUCGGUUUCAGCGUGUUGAAGAAUCAGAAAAUAGUCCUGCUUAUGUGAUGAGACAUGCCAUUGCUCCGGAUUUGAUAGAUAUCCUGCGGCGGCUACAAGCAGAAUAUGAGGCUCUACGACCUCAUCUUCUUCGUUUUGACAGAAUAUUGAGCUCACGAAUACUGUACAAUAUAGAUGACGCUGAGGUGAGUUACCCCCAAUUUUGUUGAAU